UCUAGACCUCUCGCGUCGAACACCGCUACUCCUGUGCCGUGGCCGACUCGGCAUCUCUCGUUACGCCUAGCAUCUGCUGCCGCCUUGUGCCGUGCAGUCGUCGAUCUUUGCGCACUUCCCCUUACCGCAGCUCACCCCGUUCGCUAUCCCGCGGCGCCCCAGGGCACGUCGUGUGUUUACUUUAUUCCUUUCGUUAAUCUUAUUUCUACCUAACCUAUUCGUAAUAAUGGCUGGUCCCGGUGGUGGUCCCCCUCGUCGGAGCCACACCAAGUCCCGAAAGGGAUGUGACACCUGCAAGCGUCGCCAUAUCAGGUGUGAUGAGAACUUUCCCCAGUGCCGCAACUGCACCAAGCACAAGAUCCGCUGCCCGUACAAUGACGUCCCCGUUCCCGAGGACAGGGCUGGCUCGCCCGACAAGGCCGACCUUAUGUGGACACCUGAAAUCGAGGCUACCAUCGAGCAGUGGCGCCGCACCGGAAUGUUCCCGUUCCCCAGUCUGGGCGUCUACCCAGCACCCGCGCCCGAGUUCAUGACGCUCGAAGAGCUGAGGUUGAUCCACCAUGUUGCCUCCAUCAGCCACCAGAUGCAGGAACUCGAUGCCAACGAGUUCACCCUCUGGACGCGGCAGAUCCCUACCAUCAUCAGGAUCGGCGCGACCCACCGCUAUGUGUUGCAUGCGUUGCUCGCGUUUUCAGCGAUGCAUCUCGCGUACCUGACCGGCUGUCCAACCGUCGGAAGCAUGGCUUACGAGCAUCGCGGCAUUGCCCUGAAGGGCCUCCAGGAAGCCAUCGGCGCCUUCUCUCGGGAAACCUCGGACGCCAUCCUCGCCGCGUCUCUGGUUCUCUCCUGGCAAGCCACAGAUUGGCGGAGCUGGACCCAGCUCAUGCAGGGAACCUCAUCUGUCAUCGAGGCCAUGGAUCCCUGGAAACAUGAAUCUCAGUUUGGGGAGUUCAUCGCCGAGAGCAGCACCUUCCCGACUGCUCCGCCUUCGCCCACUCCGGACCAUCGGCCGGCCCAGCCCCGCGAGGACGAUCUGGAGGCCUUCCAGCGUGCCCUGCAGCAGCUCCAGAAGCUGGAGUCCUUCCUCAAGAAGAGCCGCGAAGACACGAAGCCGGUGAGCCAGCUCAUUAGCUUCUUGAAGGGCUCCCGUAAGGUCACGUCCUCGCUGGCGGUGAGUCAGCAGUUCGACCGUCUGAAGCCGCUGCGCACCUGGCUCUUUUGGCUGCCCGUCAUGUACCUGCAGCGGAAUGGUGCAUCGCCAAAUGCCCUGGUCGUGAUCGCCCACUACUACACGGCUGCCCUGUUGAUGGAACGCCUGUUCCCCGAGAUCGGCGCUGCCUAUUUUGGAAGCAUGACCAUUGGGCCGGUUGAGGAGAUUGCCCGCCGUCUGUAUGCGAUCCGCAAUUCUGGACACCUCGACGGAGACCUCCAGACGCCGCUCAAUUUGAUGGAGUUCCCCAUCGAGACGGUCAAUGAAUUCCGCUCGCGGAUGGGAUGGGUCCAGCCGGUGCGCACGCCGUCGUUCCCGCAGUUCGAUACGCCCGAUUUCUACAUGAACGAAGGCUCGCCGCUGAUGAUGGCGGAAAAUCUGUCUUCCGAGUUCUUGCCAUACGGGGAGAACGUGGCCUUCAGCUACAGCACUGAGGAUCUGUCCGUCAUUCCGGAGUCUGGCCCGAACACCGCCGUCAGCCCGCUCCAGCUGUCGUCGCCGUAUGUCAACCCGCAGUACCUGAACAUCCCCAGUCCGUCGUACGGGGGUUACAGUCCUGCCUCGAGCACCUACGGUGACUUUGGUGACGCAUCUCCGAUCGUCUACAGCGACGCAGAGGACUCGGUCCCCUAUGGCGUCGGUUACACGGCCACCUCACCUAUGCUGGGCGGUGCCAACACUUAUGGCGUCGGGCCUUCCUAUUUGAGCACCACUCCGGACUACCCACCUUCUGAGGAUGUUUACUGCUGGCUGCCAAGUCAACACCACCCAACCUUUGCACCUUCACCCUUCUUGAGCUCUGAGCAGACUCUGGGCCCCGUUCCCGAGUCGCCGCGGCCCCAACUCUUCCCAUCGGAGACCCAGGAAGGGAACAGCGUGCCUUUGGAACCGGUACUCCCUGCUCCCCCAACUGCCCAGGACAAGGGAAAGGGGAAAGACACCUAGCGGCGCCACCUCUUCUUCGCCUCUGCUGGUUUAUGAACCUUAACGACAUUUCUCUUUCGUUUUCGUGCAGCAUCCGAGCUGCUUCUUUCCAUACCUCAACACAGACGCAAAUGUACAGCACCCUCCUUCCGGCGAUCACAUACACCUCCGAGUCGGC
This is a messenger RNA of Chaetomium strumarium, 2312 nucleotides long. RefSeq lists its product as uncharacterized. Gene Ontology annotation, biological process: regulation of transcription by RNA polymerase II. Lineage: Eukaryota; Fungi; Ascomycota; Sordariomycetes; Sordariales; Chaetomiaceae. The transcript is spliced from 8 exons. The record is from RefSeq and is a predicted model, not a curated record. Gene Ontology annotation, molecular function: zinc ion binding; DNA-binding transcription factor activity, RNA polymerase II-specific. Bases 227 to 2155 code for a protein of 642 amino acids.